AUGAACCGAGGAUACAGAGAUCAUCGCCCAACGGGAGACAGACCGCGAAAACACGGUUCAAUGGCACCUCCUCUCGGAGAUAUCGUCGAGCGCAUCUCUAGGGAUGAUCUCUCUGACGAAGAUGUCAGCGCUAAGAUCCAGAAUGUCAAGUUCAUUGCAUCGUACAACUGGGUCAGCUCUUCGUCCCCAAAGAUAAUUAUCCCAGGUCAACCUCCAAAAUGGACACCACUAAAAGGGUCAACCCGCUUGCCCGGGGAUUCGGGCGACUACUAUCGCGACAUUAAUGCCGCCUUCUACCCCAAACAUCCCAUGGAACCUGCGAUCGUUUCUGUGAUGAAGAUGCAUCCCGAGCCCAUCCCUAUCAGUAUCGUCGCUUGCGGAAGUUCAAUCGGGAACCUUCUCCGUUUCGCCAGAGGUGUCGACUUGGACAACUGCUUUCGCAUCCUCGUCGAGAAGAUCGGCAAUACUGUUCACUUCAUCCGUAGAGAGAACGCGCCCGAUGAGACCAUCAAGGGCAUCCAUGGAUUCGGACACACAUUUCCAGAGGCCUAUACUACCUGGGACCCUUCUGUCAAAAGGUCCAAGAGUCAUCAGAGGAUUCUUUCCUAUCAAUUUGCCGGCUUUGAUCUUCUCGUACGAUUCGAAGGCGAUGGGUACAUUCCUGAAGCCAGCGAGAAAUCUAACGUCAGGUCCUUCAAGGGCGAUGAUCUUGAUCAGAUACAGGAUCUUGGUGUGAGCGAACCAUCGCCAAACACCACUGACCCGCUUGUCGUCGCGGAAGGCGGUGAUGCCAUACCUCAAACUAGCAUCUUUGACUUGAAGACGCGGUCGGUAAGAACACGCCAUAAAGAUCAUCUUGGAGAGCAGCUCCCACGCCUAUGGAUCUCUCAAAUGACGAACUUCCUCCUUGCCUACCACGAAAGAGGACAAUUCCAGGAAAAGGACAUCGAGAUCAAGAACAUCAAAUCUGACGUGGAGGAAUGGCAAGACCUGAACCAGCCGUCGCUGAACCGACUUGCGGCUCUCUUCCGCCGCAUUCUUGACAGUGCCCGGGCUUCAAAGGAUGGCAAAUUGGAGGUUGUCUGGUCCGGCUAUGGUUCUCUAGAAAUUCGUCAACAGCUGCCGGAUGCAGGCGAAGCCCUAUCGACGUCAGUCAAGAAACAAUGGGAGGCUUGGUUGGGUGCUGGGGUCAAGGAGGCCGACGCAGGAGAUUCGGGACGCUGGGAAGAUUUCAUGGCGACUCUGUCUGACAGCGACGAACAGAGCGAUUAUGCUGCGUGUGAUGCUGAGUGCGGUUAUUGUGGGAAGUGCACGUAG
Messenger RNA from Fusarium coffeatum, 1317 nucleotides. RefSeq lists its product as uncharacterized. The record is from RefSeq and is a predicted model, not a curated record. The transcript has 2 exons. The coding region runs from base 1 to 1317 and encodes 438 amino acids. Lineage: Eukaryota; Fungi; Ascomycota; Sordariomycetes; Hypocreales; Nectriaceae.